GCUUUAAAUCCACCCGCAUUACACAAUACACCCCGAUCUGCAGACACAACAUGGAGGUACCACGCCUGAGUCAACACAUCAACAGCCCGAACAGCCCCUGCGAGGAGAUGAUCAAGAACCUGAGCUUGGAGUCUAUUCAGCUGUGCGAGAGGGACGGGAAUAAAUCGCAAGACAGCGGCAUCGCAGAGAUGGAGGAGCUGCCUGUCCCUCACAACAUCAAGAUAAGCAACAUCACAUGUGACUCCUUCAAGAUAUCAUGGGAUAUGGAUUCUAAGUCCAAGGAAAGGAUUACACAUUACUUUAUUGACCUGAAUAAGAAGGAGAACAAGAAUUCCAAUAAGUUUAAACAUAAGGAUGUUCCAACCAAACUGGUAGCUAAAGCCGUCCCCCUACCGAUGACUGUUCGUGGACACUGGUUUUUGAGCCCAAGGACCGAGUACACUGUGGCUGUCCAGACUGCAUCAAAACAGGUGGAUGGAGAUUAUGCCGUGUCAGAAUGGAGCGAGAUUAUUGAAUUCUGCACUGGAGAUUAUUCAUCGGUGCAUCUAACACAGCUGAUGGAGAAAGCUGAAGCAAUCGCAGGACGUAUGCUGAAAUUUUCAGUUUUUUACCGUAAUCAACACAAAGAAUACUUUGACCACACUGAGAAGCAUCAUGGGAAUGUCAUGCAGCCCUCACUAAAAGACAACAGUGGCAGCCAUGGUUCCCCAAUCAGUGCCAAACUGGAAGGAAUCUUCUUCAGCUGCAACACCGAGUUCAACACUGGGAAGCCUCCACAAGAUUCUCCAUAUGGGAGGCACAGAGUCGUGAUCCCUGCUGAAAAACUCUUCAAUCCAAACACCAACCUAUACUUUGGGGACUUCUACUGUAUGUACACAGCGUAUCACUAUGUCAUUGUGGUUAUUGCUCCAGUGGGCUCACCAGGAGAUGAGUUUUGUAAGCAACGCCUUCCUCAGCUCAGCCUGAAUGACAACAAAUUUCUGACCUGCACCGAAGAGGACGGCAGUCUGGUAUUUCAUCAUGCCCAAGACGUAAACUUGGAAGUCAUUUACACUGACCCUGUGGAUCUUUCUUGGGGUACAGUGGCAGAAAUAAUUGGCCACCAGCUCAUGAGUUCGUCUACUGCCAACGCAAAAAAAGAUCCCAGCUGCAAGACCUGCAACAUUAGUGUUGGACGUUAAAAGCCCCACUCGGCCCACCGUGAAAGCAGUUUAACCCUCCCUUUCCAUUCUUACCAGACAUUUUGUCCGGAAGCAUGCAAAAUGCAGCUGUCACCAAAAGCAUACACUGAAACUAGAACUCCUUAACCCCUUCGCUGCCUGACGAAGCCUGCAAGGCAUUGCUUGGCAUUGCACUGUAGUUCCUCCCGCAGCAAAGGAUUUAAAAAGCUUUUUUUAAACUUUUUUUAUUAUUUGUGAAGUUGAUGCUGCUCUUAACCACUACAAACCAUUCUGUUCUCUGCCAAUUGUUAAAACCUAGAUGUUGCAGUUUGUUUUUUUUAGUGUUUUUUUUUUUGCUUUUAAAAAAAAACAAAAUAAUGAUUUCUUUGCCAAACGUAACAAAACUCUACGUAGACUGCUUUAGUAAGUUAAACUUAUCAAUAUUGGCUUUUAUUGGGGUGUCUAAAUAGCAAUUAUUUUACAUUACUAAAAGAAAACUAUUGGGAACUAAAAAAAAAAAAAUAGCAUGGAAAAUUGUAAUUUCAGCAUGAGUGAGCUCUCAAAGCCUAGAGACAUCAGCACUUCCAACUCGGCUGGACAUAUGUUAAAUGUUAAACGAUAUUAGCUAACAUGAAACAAAUACUGUGUUCCAACAUCAUUAAUAUGAUAGAAAAAUAUUUUAUUUGUACCGUUGUAUAAAAUAUUUACAAAUCAUAUAGAAUAUAUAGAGCACAUUUUAUUAGCAACUGUGUACAUGUCAUAAACCAUUUUUCCCUUAUCAAAGAUGUAGACUGUAAACUUCAUUGAAUCGUGUAUACGUUCCUGUUACUCUUGCUUCGAAGAUUUUAAUUAAAAACAACUAAAGUCAUUCCGGUUUAUACAGUGUUUAAAAAAAAAAAAAAAUCAAAAACAUAACA
Messenger RNA from Nanorana parkeri, 2077 nucleotides. RefSeq names its product phytanoyl-CoA 2-hydroxylase interacting protein like (gene PHYHIPL). NCBI's taxonomy places the organism in Eukaryota, Metazoa, Chordata, Amphibia, Anura, Dicroglossidae. The coding region runs from base 51 to 1181 and encodes 376 amino acids. The transcript is spliced from 5 exons. The record is from RefSeq and is a predicted model, not a curated record. Gene Ontology annotation, cellular component: cytoplasm. Gene Ontology annotation, molecular function: protein binding.